Messenger RNA from Scomber japonicus (chub mackerel), 786 nucleotides. RefSeq names its product mast cell protease 1A-like. Gene Ontology annotation, molecular function: serine-type endopeptidase activity. NCBI's taxonomy places the organism in Eukaryota, Metazoa, Chordata, Actinopteri, Scombriformes, Scombridae. The transcript is spliced from 5 exons. Bases 1 to 786 code for a protein of 261 amino acids. Gene Ontology annotation, biological process: proteolysis. The record is from RefSeq and is a predicted model, not a curated record.
AUGAUGCAUACAUAUUGCAUUAUAUUUGUCUUUCAGCUGCUCUCCCUCUCUGGGGCUAUGGAGAGCGGCAUUGUGGAUGGUAAGAAAGUAAAACCUCAUUCUAGACCCUACAUGGCAUCACUGCAGGUUGAUGGAAGUCAUAAAUGUGGUGGGAUGCUUAUUCGGGAGGACUUUGUCCUAACUGCAGCACACUGCAAACUACCUCAGCAAAUGAUGGUGGUACUUGGAGCACAAGACAUAACCAAGAAAGAGAAAAGUCAGCAAAGGAUUCAAGUGAAGUACCAUCCAUAUCCGAAAUACAAAAAAGGGCAAUAUGAUAAUGACAUCAUGCUACUUGAGAUGACCCUGUUUUCUUUCACAGUUAAAAAGAAUGCCACACUUAAUAAGUAUGUUAAGACUAUUGGACUACCUAAGAAAGACGAAAAAAUUCCUGACAACAUCCAGUGUGCUGUUGCUGGCUGGGGCCGAAAAGGAAAAAAGAACCUUCCAUCACACAUACUGAGGGAGACCAUGGAGAAGACACAAUCCAGUAAUGAGUGCACAAAAACAUAUGGAAAAGACUUCAAAGCUGAUCACAUGAUAUGCACUGCAUUUACCAAAAAGAAGGGAGGGUUUUGUCAGGGUGAUUCUGGUGGACCGCUUAUCUGUAACAACAAGCUUCAGGGGAUAAUAGCAUUCACUGCCAAAGACUGUAAUGAUCCCAAGUAUCCCCAUGGUUCCAUUAAAAUCCAGGCCUUUCUUCCUUGGAUGAAGAAAGUGAUGCAGGGAUCGGGGGACACUGCAUAA